CCCUCCUGUCGAGACAGAGCACCCCUUCUCCUCCCCUCUCUUCUCUCUUCUCUCUCACUGAGUCUUGUAUUAAUAGAUUUCUGCAUAGCUUCCUUUUUCUCCUAUUAUCCUCUGAAAUCCCAAACUGUAAUUUAUCUGAUCUGCUACUUUUUUCUAUAAUUGCAUUUGCACUAGUUUAUGCAUGUAAAUGGCUUCAAUCUCUUCUAGUCCUCGUACUGUAGAGGAGAUCUUCAAAGACUAUAGCGCUCGCCGCACCGGCCUCGUUCGUGCUCUUACUUACGAUGUGGAUGAAUUCUACUCUCAAUGCGAUCCAGAAAAGGAGAAUUUGUGUUUGUAUGGACACCCAAAUGAGUCGUGGGAGGUGACUCUGCCAGCAGAGGAAGUUCCACCAGAGCUCCCAGAGCCAGCAUUGGGUGUCAAUUUUGCAAGAGAUGGGAUGCACCGCAAAGAUUGGCUUUCACUUGUUGCAGUGCAUAGUGACUGUUGGUUGCUUUCUGUGGCAUUCUACUUUGGUGCUCGACUUAAUCGCAAUGAAAGGAAGCGCCUGUUUAGCCUGAUAAAUGAUCUGCCUACCCUAUUUGAAGUUGUCACUGAAAGGAAGCCAGUAAAAGACAAACCCAGCAUGGACAGUGGAAGCAAAUCCAGGAACGGCACAAAGAGAUCAAAUGAUGGACAAGUAAGAAAUACCAAGUUACUUGAUGAAAGCCAUGCAGAAGAUGAAGAUGAGCAUGGUGAGACCCUCUGUGGUAGCUGUGGAGGGACUUACAGUGCUGAUGAAUUUUGGAUUGGUUGUGACAUAUGCGAGCGAUGGUACCAUGGAAAAUGUGUGAAGAUAACACCAGCCAAGGCUGAAAUGAUCAAGCAGUACAUAUGCCCAUCUUGCAGCACCAAGAAGCGAAGGCAGUAACAACUAACGACCAACGACCAAAGAAAACUGCUUCAGGAGGUGGUUAACCUCACUGUUUUGCACACAGAUGUUAUCGAGUUAAAUCACAGAUAGUUAAAUCCUUCGUUGUUUCCUUGUUUCUUUUUUCUUCUGAGGAUAAAAGGGUGUCUGGUCUUCUUGGUAUCAUAGUUUUUGAUCAAAGAUGUUACUUAGUGCCCUUCAAACUUCAUGGUCUUUACACUUCAAUGGCACAUCUUAGCUGGUUAUUACGGUA
Messenger RNA from Hevea brasiliensis (rubber tree), 1160 nucleotides. RefSeq names its product PHD finger protein ALFIN-LIKE 2. The transcript is spliced from 5 exons. Bases 188 to 907 code for a protein of 239 amino acids. Gene Ontology annotation, cellular component: nucleus. Gene Ontology annotation, molecular function: transcription cis-regulatory region binding; transcription coregulator activity; histone binding. Lineage: Eukaryota; Viridiplantae; Streptophyta; Magnoliopsida; Malpighiales; Euphorbiaceae. The record is from RefSeq and is a predicted model, not a curated record. Gene Ontology annotation, biological process: regulation of DNA-templated transcription.